Paecilomyces variotii is the source of this 2349-nucleotide messenger RNA. Its product is annotated as fungal-specific transcription factor domain-containing protein. Gene Ontology annotation, molecular function: DNA binding; zinc ion binding. Bases 1 to 2349 code for a protein of 782 amino acids. The transcript has 2 exons. Lineage: Eukaryota; Fungi; Ascomycota; Eurotiomycetes; Eurotiales; Thermoascaceae. The record is from RefSeq and is a predicted model, not a curated record. Gene Ontology annotation, biological process: DNA-templated transcription.
AUGGUCCUGAAACGCAAGAUCGACAGUGCCGGAGACGUGUUCUUUGGGUAUGAACUUCGACCCAAGCGACAUGCGUCGAACGCCACCUCUACGAACGAUCGGAAUCCACGUUUCGACAUGUCGGAGGAAGAUAGCCCACUGUCGUCCAGAAAAGGCUCUGGCCACUUGAAGCCGUUACUCGCGCAAUGGACUGAAGAGCGGGAACGACCAUGGAGGUCAAUAGGGACCAAGGAUGUCGCGUACUCAAUGCCGCUCGAAAAUAUGGUUGAAGCGGUGCAGCAUCUGAUCGAUCCUGAUUUCGAUCCAUCCGUAUUGACAAAAGAUGACGAGCCGCGCUUUUUGAAGCCAUUACCGUCCCGGAUAUCUCGGGAAGACAUCGAGUUCUUGAGGGAGAGAGGAGCGCUGACGAUACCGGACGAGGAGCUGCGGAUUGAGCUUCUCCGGAACUAUGUGCGAUGGGUUUAUAAUUUCAUGCCAACAAUCGAUCUACAUGAAUUCCUACGCUGCGUCGUGGAGAACGACCCUGAUGGCAAUAUCAGCCUUCUAGUUUUCCAAGCAGUCAUGUUUGCGGGCACGGCUUUUGUCGAUAUCAAAUAUCUACAAGAAGCUGGAUUCGAAACGAGACAGAGUGCGCGGAAAGAAUUCUUCGCCCGUGUCAGGCAUCUGUAUGCUUUUGAUUACGAAGAUGACCGCAUUGCAGUGCUCCAGACACUGCUGCUGAUGACAUAUUGGGCCGACUAUGAGAGCAGCCCGCAGAAAGAUAUUUGGCAUUGGAUCGGUGUAUGCAACACCCAAGCUCUAUCGAUCGGUCUGCACAAAGACCCGACGCAAUCAGACAUGGACCCUCAACUACAGCGGCUGCGCAUACGACUCUGGUGGAGCUUAUAUUCGCGCGAUCGCUUGAUUGCGAUGGCUUUGCGGCGACCGACUCAGAUCAACGAAGGCACAUGCGAUGUCCCCAUGAUCACUUUGAAUGACUGUGACAUCGAGCCGUUUCACCCGUCUGUCAUCGAGGUCCUGGGAUGCCCGCAACUCGAGAAUGUUUCACAUCAGAAGCGCCUUGCGGUCAUGUUUAUCGAAAACGUCAAGUUGUGCCAGUGUUUGGGUAGAAUCCUCUUUGCACAGUACACGCCGUCGAAUCAUCAAUUUGGAGCCACAACCAAGACCACGAUCACGCUUGUGCCACGACAAGUAUCAGAAGCUGAGCUCAACCGCUGCAGCCAGCAGCUGGAUCGAUGGCUCCAUGGACUCCCACGAGACGCACAAUUCAUCCCUCCUUCGAAGAACCACAUCCGAGAAGGAGAAAAUGUACUCCUUCUCCAUAGUGCCAUGCUGCGAAUGAUAUAUCAUAUGACAUCGAGCACGCUCCAUCGUCCACAGGCUCUAAUAUUUUCGGCAAAGGAUCGAUCCAGGAAUGUCAAAGGACCCAACGUCGCGCGCACAAAGUUGGAAGACGCCGCCACGAGUAUCACACAGAUCGUACAGGGACUCAGCCAGUUGAACUUGGUCAGGUUUCUCCCUCAGUCGGUAGUUACUGUUCUGUUACCAGCGGCCCUUGCUCAUCUCGUAAACUUGACUUCCCCGAACCCUUCAGUACGUCAAACAAGCGCAUAUAACUUUAGCAGGUGCAUCGAGGCCCUCCACAGGCUGAAGGAAAUUUAUCCGGCCGCAGAUAUGGAAGUCACCCGGAUCGAAACAGCCGUGAAAGUGCAACGCAUGAGAUUGGAAGCAUCGAUCCGCAUCUCGUGCAACAAUGGCAAUAACAACACCGGUCUAGACCGUCAGACUGCAUCAACAAUCUUGUCUGAGCUUCUCGCAUGUAGCGGAGACUCACCUUCGCCCGAGAGCGACAAUGGUGUUGAAGAGAUCCCUGACCAGCCAACCCCAACUAUGCGUGCCAGAACCAUCAGCAACAAUGAUCCAGGAAGCCCCCGUGACGGCAUAUCUCCGCGCACCCAGCCGAGUACCGUCCAAGCAGAUUAUCCAGCAGCACACAGAACCACAAUACAUCCUACCACGAUAGCUCCAGGAAGUCUUACUAGUACGACAAUGCCCCCUCCGGACAGAAACCCAGUUGAACCAUUCCAGCCUUUCCUCCCUGACUUCACCACCUCCCCAACAGACAUGCCGCUGGAUAUCAACUGGACCGAAGACGUCCUAAAAGCAUGGACGAAUGUCAACGACGACGACACGCACGAAGACGACUUCACACAGGAAACAGAUAUUGGGUACGAACCCACCAACACCGAUAUCACCGCUACAACCACCACUUACGAUGCCACGGCCCGGAAAAUAUCCCAGGGGAACGAAAUCACAGGCGAUCUGGAUCGGGAUCUUGGCUUUGUGUGA